Molecule: messenger RNA, 16001 nt
Organism: Podarcis lilfordi (Lilford's wall lizard)
Lineage: Eukaryota; Metazoa; Chordata; Lepidosauria; Squamata; Lacertidae
Source: the annotation of a GenBank genome assembly
AUGAGCGGGCGGCGGCGGCGGCGGAGCCCCGGCGGAGGAGGAGCCCCGGCAGGAGGAGGUGAGAGGGGCGCACGGGGGCCCGGUGAGCCGCUGCAGCCCGGGCACAGCUGGGGAGCCGCUGCCACCCCCGGAGCUGCCCGGGAUGGGCUGCCGGGCACGGAGGAAGGAGCUCGGCUGCAAGGAGGGAGCCCGGGGGAGGCUCUAGGGCAGCGCCGGAUUGACGUCCGAGCUCAACAAGCUCUAGCUUAGGGCCCCACUCUCUUGGGGGCCCCCAACAAAAUUAAAAAGGGGGGGAACCCCUGGAUGUACCUUCCCAAAAUAUCAGAUAAAAAAAACAAAUAAAACAAUACAUACAUACAGCAAUAGUGGCAAAUGGCUUUGGAUUAGGUCCAUCAAUUACCAUAUACAGUGGUACCUCGGGUUACAGACGCUUCAGGUUACAGGUUCCACUAACCCAGAAAUAGUACUUCAGGUUAAGAACUUUGCUUCAGGAUGAGAACAGAAAUCGGCACAGCGGCAGCAGGAGGCCCCAUUAGCUAAAGUGGUACCUCAGGUUAAGGACAGUUUCAGGUUAAGAAUGGACCUCCAGAACAAAUUAAGUUCUUAACCCGAGGUACCACUGUAGUAUAUAAAAGGUAAAGGGACCCCUGACCAUUAGGUCCAGUCGUGGCCGAUUCUGGGGUUGCGGCGCUCAUCUUGCUUUAUUGGCCGAGGGAGCCGGCGUACAGCUUCUGGAUCAUGUGGCCAGCAUGACUAAGCCACUUCUGGUGAACCAGAGCAGCGCACAGAAACGCCGUUUACCUUUCCGCCGGAGCUGUACCUAUUUAUCUACUUGCACUUUGACGUGCUUUCGAACUGCUAGGUGGGCAGGAGCAGGGACUGAGCAAUGGGAGCUCACCCUGUUGUAGGGAUUCGAACCACCGACCUUCUGAUCGGCAAGUCCUAGGCUCUGUGGUUUAACCCACAGCGCCACCCGCGUCUCUAUCAUAUAGCAUAUAUUCAACACAAAAAACAGUGUUGACAAAGGACAGCCGGCCCGGAAGGGACCCCCAAGGGUCAUCCAGUCCAGCCCGCUGCAAUGUAGGAAGCUGUCUUUUGCUGAGCGCCGGGCCCUCGGCUUCCAUCUAGGCCACCCUGGGCAGCAGAGUCUUCCCCAUCCCUCCCUGGAGAGAGGUGCCUUGGGAGCAGGGGGCCUUCUGCAUGCCUGACCCCCCUGAUCCCCCCCACAUGCGACAGCAGGCUUGGAGCUCCAUCUUGCCCAGUUGUUGCCUGUUGCGCCCAGCAGAGGGAUGCAGGCAGUGGAUGCUGCAACUGCUGAAUCCUUUGACCCAGAUAACUCCAGGAAGGAGGCUUAGAGUUAUGCAAUAAGCAGAAUGACAAGCGGCUAGUCCUCAGCAAAGGGAGGCUAGUCACUCCCAUAUGGCUCUUUAUUUGGGAAAUUUAUUGGGAUUUAAGUGGCCAUUAGCAAAUAUUCAGAAGCACAGAAUCCUGCGUGCUCAGUAGGCAGAGCUCAGUUGGUGGGCUCUGGGCUGUUAUGCUUGCUCCCAAAGGCAAGAUCUUUGCUGAUCCCAUUAUUUUGUCAUCUCGCCCUUCCUCCUAGGAGUUAAGGGCGCAAUGUUCCUUCUUCCCCAGCUGCAGAUCUUCACAACAACUCUCUGAGGGAGGCUAGGGACCAUCACGGGCUGAGGAUCUCCUAGUCAGCGUCCUAAUUAAGUAAGGAUAAGAAAGUAAGAGGGAUGCGGGUGGAGCUGUUUGUUAAACCACAGAGCCUAGGACUUGCUGACCAGAAGGUCGGCGGUUCUAAUCCCCGUGACGGGGUGAGCUCCCGUUGCUCAGUCCCUGCUCCUGCCAACCUAGCAGUUCAAAAGCACGUCAAAGUGCAAGUAGAUAGAUAGGUACCACUACGGUGGGAAGGUAAACGGCGUUUCCAUGCGCUGCUCUGGUUCGCCAGAAGCGGCUUAGUCAUGCUGGCCACAUGACCCAGAAGCUGUACGUCGGCUCCCUGAGAUGAGCGCCGCAACCCCAGAGUCAGUCACGACUGGACCUAAUGGUCAGGGGUCCCUUUACCUUUUUUAAGAAAGUAAGAUGAGUCUUAUUUAAGAAAAGAAAAGAAAGAUGAGGGGGUCCACUAGGUCCAGCAUCCUGUUCUCACAGUGACCUGUGGGAAACCUGUGAGCAGAAUUUGAGCACAAGAGCUCUCUUGCCUCCUGUAGUCUCCAGCAACUAUGAUUCAUGGCUGCCUCCAACUGUAGAGGCCGAGUGUGGCCAUCCUGGCUAAGAGCCACCAAUAGCCCUCUGUUCCCUCAUGAAUGUGUCCAAUGCCCUUUUAAAGCCAUCUAGGCUGGUGGCAUCACUGCCUCCGGUGGGAGUGAGUUCCACAGUUUAACUCUGCUCUGCCAUGCCUGGAAGAUUGCCUAGGAUUCGAAGCUUUGAACUGGGCAGGAAUUUCUCUCCUUCCUCACUCGCUCCUGUGGGAGGGAGUUCCAUCAUCUAUCGGCUGUGUGAAAUGGCCUGAGGCCUCUUCCCCUUUAAAGUCCCUUGAUGCAGUGGAGGGGGUGUCCCUUGGCACCCAUAACACAUGGGGGGGGGUCAUGGUCUUGACAUUCAGACCUCGGAGCUCGUGUUAGCAGGCAGAGAUGGAUGGGGCAGCCUCUGCUGAGCAGAAAACAGGAGAUUUAGUGGUUCAUCUGGGCUCCCACUUGAAUCUGACACCAAAUAAUCCAUUCUACCUGAAUUAAAUUGGGCAUAUUUGAAAGCAUUCCUGCAGCUGCCAAAGUAGGUUUUCAUGGUUUCUAACUUGCGUUUCUUUUUUCAAAGCGUUACUUCUAUUUUUAAGAAGUGUUGCGCGCAUUUACCAUUGAGAUUCAUCUGUUUUUUAUUCUGUGAACCACCCUGAGAUCUCACGAUGAAGGGCGGCAUAUAAAUCUAAUAAAUCUAAUAAAUUAAUGUAGUUUUUGGCCUGAAAAAGGAACAGCUUGCAAACAUCCGUAAUGAGACAGUGCCGGCUGAAGACACGACACGAAAGGAAAAGGCGUUGGUAGGGAGGAGGAAAAAAAGCAACCCCGAGAAUUAGUUCUUAGUUGCAGAGUUCUUGUAAUGACAAGCUGGAAUGGAAACGGUUCAAGAGGGGAGGAGCCAAAAGUUUCAGGCCUCUCAGCUGAGCCCAGGGAGAGACCCUGCCAUCUCAUCUCAGACUAGUUCUGCAGCAACAAUAGCGCAGGCCUCCCCUGGCUCUCUGGGGCUGCUCUUCCCAAGCAUCUCCUAGCAACGGCUGAGUCAACCCAGAUAAAAAUAUUCACCCAAUCGUCCCACAUUCUAGGGUUCAAACAGGUUCCUGGGACCAGAGGCGUUUCAAUGGCUUCUUUUUGGCCUUGGAAAAUCCCUGCGUACAGGGGCUUUCUCCUUGGCAUAUACCAGGGGGCACGUGGGUUUUUAAACAAUUAAGCAACGCUGCAUAACAUCAAGUAGCAGCAAUCCAAGCUGCUUCUGCCCCUGUUUCCUUGAAGGGCCUAUAAUAAUAGUAAUAGUAAUAGUAAUAGUAAUAGUAAUAAUAAUAAUAAUAAUAAUAAUAAUAAUGUUGGUUAGUGGUGUCAACUCUUCGUAACCCCCUGGACCAGAGCACGCCAGGCCCUCCUGUCUUCCACUGCCUCCCUCAUGCUGGUAGCUUCAAGAACACUGUUCCAACCAUCUCGUCCUCUGUUGUCCCCUUCUCCUUGUGCCCUCCAUCUUUUCCAACAUCAGGAUCUUUUCCAGGGAGUCUUCUCUUCUCUUAUUAUAACAACAAUAAUUUAUUAUUUGUACCCCACCCAUCUGGCUGAGUUUCCCCGGCCACUCUGGGCGGCUUCCAAUAGAGUGUUAAAAACAAUACAGCAUUAAAUAUUAAAAGCUUCCCUAAACAGGGCUGCCUUCAGAUGUCUUUUAAAAAUAAGAUAGCUGCUUAUUUCCUUCACAUCUGAAGGGAGGGUGUUCACAGGGCGGGCGCCACUACCGAGAAGGCCCUCUGCCUGGUUCCCCGUAACUUAGCUUCUCGCAAUGAGGGAACCGCCAGAAGGCCCUCGGCGCUGGACCUCAGUGUCUGGGCUGGAUGGUGUGGAUGGAGACGCUCCUUCAGGUAUACUGGACCGAGGCCGUUUAGGGCUUUCAAGGUCAGCACCAACACUUUGAAUUGUGCCCGAAAACGUACUGGGAGCCAAUGCCUACCUGCACCAAGUGGAGGAGUCUUGGCUGCCGAGUCCCUAGAGGGCAUUGCUCUGCCCGAUGGUCCUUGGCACAGGCUGCUCCUCCCUGGCGUUUGCCCUGGGCAGCACCAGACCACCCUCCAAAGGGGAUCCAUCCAGCCUGGGCAGGGUGCGGGCGCAGAGGCCCUUGCCACAGCCUUUGGCACUGACCCCUGUCAUUCUCCCCCUCCUUUCCGCAGAGCCGCCUGGGUUGCAGAAGAAGCAGAAGCGACUGCUGAUCCAUCAGGCCCUGACCAGAGACCCCGUCGAUGUCGAGAGCCUCCAGGCGGCGGCGCUGAGCCAGGGCGGGCUCCUCACGGACGAGAUCCGCCGGAAGGUGUGGCCCAAACUGCUGGGCGUGAACGUGUAUAGCCUGCCGCCCAAGCCAGGUAUGGCAUCCAGGACAGGAGAGGAGGAGAGUUCUUGAAAAGGCUGGCACGAUGUGUGUCUCGUUGGACUGGGUGCAGCUCCCCAGCAGUGCCUGGGUGCCCGUCGAGGCCUUGAGAAACCUCCCGGGUUUCUUCUGGAAUGCCCAAAGCUGUGAAAUCCCAGCCGUGGUCAAACCCCGUGGGCUGCAUUUGCCUAUGUAGGCCAGCAUGUUCCAGUUUUUACGAUGCCAUUUCACAGCAUGUCCAGUGUGGGAAUGUUGUGGGUAGUAGGAGAGGAUAUAUUGAAUAAAUAUUAUCCUCUGUCACUCACGCUAGUGAGUCAAUAGCAGAGUACAUUCCACAGUAUAUUGAAAUACUUUAUUGUCACUUGUACAACUUGUCUACAGUGAGAUUACACAAGCACCCCCCGCUCACCUCUCUGUCUUAAUUCCCUUUGUUUACUGAUGCACGCACACCAAACCCGAAAGUCAGUUGCCCUGUUGUUAUCUUUUCAUUCAGCAGCCUAACAGCCCCCAGAUAGAAGCUGUUCUUUACCCUGUUGGUGCCACUAAUUGUGCUUCUAUAGCUUCUGCCCAAGGGCAGGAGCUCCAGAAAGUGCUGGCCAGGGUGUGUUGGUAGAUUUGUUUGAAUCUCUUCACUUAAGCAAUCCAAUCUCGCCUGUCCAGGUUGGGUUUGUUCCUGGUACAUCUCCUUUGUUUCCUCUUAAAAAGAAUAAAGACACAGCAGUCUUCUCUUUGAAAUAAUGAUAAGAAGUUUACUUCCAUUCAGUUCACAGUAGGUUCCCUGAAGGCAGACUUUUAGCUUGUAGUUACAGAAAUGAGAGUGGGUUCACCCCAUGUAGGGAUAUGAGCCCAUGUGCUGCUGGCUGAGAACCAGCAGACAGCAAAAGACAUCAAGAGAUCAUGGCAUCAAAGAGGGAGAUGGCUGCGUGACUGGCCCUUUUAUGGGGUCUCCCGGGGUCAUGCCAAUCUCCCUGGUCACACGCAGGGGAAGGAUGCUCCAGACCAGCUGUGACAGGAAGUCCUCCUGGCUGGAGUAUCAUCCCCCCUGUGUGUCCACUCUGGGCAAACAGGAAGUGUUGAACUUGACUGCUUGUGUUACAUCCCGCACCCAGGCAGUAUGGAUGAUGGGAGUUGUCCAUAACACCUGGAAGGCACAAGGUGGGCAGAGUCUGAUUCAAGGCACGUUGCUGUGGCGCAUGCUAAGGACACAACAGGCUGUUUUCAGAAGCUGUCAAUUAGGGCAUAAUGUCCUGUUCCCAAACAGUGUUAUCAGAGGUGCUGAAGAUCUUGUCAUUCAGUGUUCUGACUGUUGGGAUCUCCGCUUGGCCAAGCUGAUAAAGCACAUUUUCUUCCCCCGAGUCCUUCGGAAUCGCCUCCCGAUGUGUUUAACGACCUGAGCCUUUGAUAAGGCUGCAAGGCACGUUCCAUUCAGCAGAGUUUCCAGCACAGGAAAGAGACGAGAGGUUUGGGCUACAUUGCAAAGAGUUUUAUUAUCCUAACUACGCAGACAAAAAACACAUCCUCUCUCUGUGAAAGCAGAGAGCAACUUAGCAAAGGAACAAAGGAAACAGGAAACCCACUAACGUCACAUCCCGUCUCCCUUCUCCCGUGAGACUUCCAAUAGCCUGGAAUCCCUGGAAUGUAAACAGAGUCCUGUGACUCCAAAAGCAGCUGCUCAGUGGCAAACAGAAACUAACACUGAUAUGCCCUGGAUUGGAUGAAGGAAAAGCCCUGUUCACACAAUCCAUACCUUGGCUUUCAUUUUUUUUUCUAGACCCAGCGUGGCUUGGUUUGCAGGCACAGUUGAAGUUAUGUGAACGUCCACUGUGGAACUCCUUGCACGGUUCUUUUUGGCUGUGCCAUCCAAUCCUGGUCUCCUCUUGGUAGCUGUUAGGGACUGGCUGGAUGACCAGAAGUGGUAGGAGGCACCAGCCGGGGGACCCCCAAGGGAAACCUCAGAGGAGGAAGGCUCAGAGCCCGGGGAUUGGUGGUGGGAGACCAAGGAGAGAUCGGAGGGAGGAGUGGGGAGAGGAAAGGUUAGAUGCUGAAGGAGCAACAGGCUUUUGUGAGGCAGGAGAGCCGGCUGCAGAGAGCAGUUCAGACUCAGAAACUGAGGCAGAGGAGGGAGGGAGGGGGCUGCAGAAGAAUGGAGGGAGCCUGCCUUUCCUACUGUAGAAAGGCUGAGGAGAUGGAGACGGAGAGCGGGUAGAAGACCUCCAGGCUUGGCAACUGCUCCAUAGGGGCAGAGCCUGUCAGGAAAGGCUGCCGAAUUGUAUGCCGUUUUAUUGAAGAAAUACUUUGCUUCUCUGCCUGACUCUGCUUAUUAUUUAUUGUUGUUGUUUUAUUACUUAUACCGCAGCCCUAGCAGUAGCUGAGGUAGGAAGAGGAUUCAUGGUCCCCGUGGCCACUCUCAGGGGCCCUUGCCAGUGUGCCCACUGCCAUCAUGGGGUGGAGUCUUUGAGAAUCUCUGGGCACCUGUGUUAAGGACAUCUUGGUGCAGGGCAUGCUGGGACGUUGUGCAUGUGUGGGCUGUUGGCUUUUUUGUUUUGUUUUUUUGCCAGCCCUUUUGUGGCAAACCAAGGCGCUUCUUCAUCUGGCGCAGCUGAAAACGGGGGCAGGGGAUGAAAGUUGGUGUGACGCGCGAAGAGGUCUUGUAGAGCAUGCUGCCUCCUGCCUGGCGGUGGGCGCCCAUUGCUGAGCCACCCCACCCACAUCCCGUUUCCUCGCUUCUCCCCCAGGUCGGGAAGUGCGCCAGAACCACAAAGAUUGCCACCAGGUCCUCCUGGAUGUGCGCCGUUCCGUUCGCCGCUUUCCUCCAGGUGAGACGGGUCUCUUGCACAGGGGGAAGGGGAGGGGUGAAGGGAUGCAGCCGUGGAGGAGAUGCCCGUGGCAACAAGGAGGGGGAUGGGCUGUGUUUGCCACCUGCCACCCACCCCUGAUCCCUGCGCAGGCAUGCAUGAGGAGCAGCGUCAGGCCCUCCAGGAGCAGUUGACCGAUAUCAUCCUGCAUGUGCUGAAGACCCACUCUGAGCUGCACUACUACCAGGGCUACCACGACAUUGCUGUGACCCUGCUGCUGGUCUCUGGCGAGCGCAUGGCCGUUGCUCUGCUGGAGAGGCUCUCGACGCUUCAUCUCAGGUACUGCGCUGGUCCCGGGGGGGUUACCGUGUGGUGUGGUCUGAGUCCGGUCCUAGGUCGAGGGUCUGGAGGCUGUCCGUCAAGGGUGAAGCGGGGUCCAAGGCAAGGUGCCGGGCGUGGUCAGGAACUUCAGAAGAGCAGGUCAGGGUGCUGGCAGGAACAGGCUUCCAGCGAUGUUGCUCCCGCAACCUGGUUCUGGGCUGACUGGCCUUUAUCUCCUCUGAGGCCUAGGGCGGUCCCGGCCCACAGGUGACUUGCCUUUCCUGUCCUGGAGGCGAGCACUCCUCCUGAGAGAACUUAGUUCCCUCCGCCUCUCUGCCGUGAGCCUCUGCAGCUCAGGAGAGGCUGGAGGGUUACUGGACCCAGAGGCAGCCUCACCUUCACGUGCAGGCAACGGGUCCUCCAUCACCUCCGGAGCCAGAGUGGAUACGUCUGGUGUCUGCUCCUGAGGAUCCGGCACAGGUGCAGGCCCUUCAGGCUCAAGCCCCAGCCCCGGCUCAGCUGGUCCUGUGCAGGCUGGGAUUCCUCAGGUUCAGCCUCUGAAUCAGAUUCCCAGGCCAUCACAGGUACAUCACCUGGACUGGGCGCAGGGAAGAAGUGGUGGUGAUGGUAGAGGAGGAGGAGGAAAAUGCACCUUUUGUUGAAAGUGGCAGCAUUGAACAUGGCCCUCCCCAGCUUCCAUGUUCUUUCUAGGGACUUUAUGUUGUUGUUUUUUAAAGUUAUUUUUAUUAACAAUUUUCACAUAACAAAUUAUUCAAACAAAUCAUCUUCAUUAUUCCCCCCCAUUUUUUCCCUCCUCCUCCCCAACAGACCCUCCCUCCUUCCCCCCUACAACUUCCCUCAGCUCCUCUCUCUGAUUUCUCUACCAAUUUUAACUUCUGCGUAUUAUAAAACUGUAUACAUCCUUAUAUUAUCUGUCUACUAUAUUAAGCCUCAAUAAAUUUGUGUAUGUUCAUUCAAAACCUGCCAAGGAGUCCAAUUCAUUUUGUUGUCUUUUAAAAUAAUUUAUAAAAGGUUCCCAUUCUUCUUUAAAGUCACACUUGUCCUUGUCUCGUAGUUUGCGUGUCAGUUUCGCCAGUUCUGAAUAGUUCAUUAAUUUCUCUUGCUGCUGUUCUUUUGUCGGGGUUUCUUCGUUCCUCCAUCCUUGUGCAAUCAAGACUCUUGCCGCUGUUGUUGCAUACAUAGAUAAAUUCUUUCUUUUCCUUGGCAGGUCUUGUCCUAUAAUCCUUAACAGAAAAGCCUCUGGUUUUUAUUAUAAAUGCUAUUUUGAACAUCUUCUUCAGCUCAUUAUAUAUCAUUUCCCAGAAUUUUAAAAUUUCUCUGCAUUCCCACCACAUAUGAUAAAAAGUCCCUUCCUUUUCUUUACAACAUGUGUUUGACCCAGUUUUAUACAUUUUUGCAAUCUGUGCUGGUGUUAUAUACCAUCUAUACAUCAUUUUCAUGUAAUUUUCUUUUUUCUUUUUUUUAAAUGAUAUUUAUUGAAGUUUCACAUAAAAAGAGACACAUUAAUAAAAAAAGAAUUUAAAAAGAAAAAGAUAAAUACACAAUACAAAAUACAAAAAGAAAAAAGAAAAAACAGUUAAAAACAAUUCCAUCUUUUCAUCACUACUUUUACAUUUACUUAUUUCCCGGACCUCCUCAUACCUCCCUCUUUUGUAUUCCAAUUCAGUUUGUUUGUCCAGCAAUUCCUUUCCCUCCUUUUUAAUCCUAAUCCUUAAUCUUAAUAUAAUAUAACAUUUAAUUUUUACGUAUUAAAAACCAAUUUUCCAUUCUUUUAACCUUUUUAAUCCUAAUCCUUAAUCUUGAUCUGUAUAUAACUUUAAAGCCUGUACAGCUAGAAGCCACUUAAUUUCAAUCCAUCAUCACUCUAACAUUCUUUAAUUUUGCAAUAUUUCUGUAAGUAAUCUUUGAAUUUCUUCCAAUCUUCUUCCACCGACUCUUCUCCCUGGUCACGGAUUCUACCAGUCAUUUCCGCCAAUGCCAUAUAGUCCAUCAAUUUCAUCUGCCAUUCCUCCAGUGUGGGUAGCUCUUUUGUCUUCCAAUACUUUGCGAUGAGUAUUCUUGCUGCUGUUGUUGCAUACAUAAAGAAAGUUCUAUCCUUUUUUAACACCGAUUGGCCGACUAUGCCCAGGAGAAAGGCCUCUGGUUUCUUCAAGAAGGUAUAUUUAAAUACCUUUUUAAAUUCAUUAUAUAUCAUCUCCCAGAAAGCCUUAAUCUUUGGGCACGUCCACCAAAGGUGAAAAAAUGUACCUUCAGUUUCUUUACAUUUCCAACAUUUAUUAUCAGGCAAAUGGUAGAUUUUUGCAAGCUUGACUGGGGUUAUGUACCACCUGUAUAUCAUUUUCAUAAUAUUCAUUUUCAUGUAAUUUUCUUUCAGAAGAGAGCAAUCUAUGAAUUUUAAAUCUGGUUUCCACAGCUUUUCCCAAUUGUAUAUUAUGACCUAUAUCUUGUGCCCAUUUGAUCACGACCGAUUUCACCUCCUCAUCUUUUGCUUUCUAGGGACUUUAUGGACCCCACCAUGGACAGCACCAAGCACAUCCUCAAUUACCUCAUGCCUAUUCUUCAGCAGGAGAGCCCUCGACUCCAUGACUUCAUGCAAAGGUACCUUCUCCCCACCCCACACCCCAUGUCCCAGGGUGGGUGGGCCUUUGUGCAAUCAGAUAAAAGCUGGGAAGGCUGAAAGGUAAAAAAAACAUGGGGGUAUUUGCAAAGCUGUAGGUGGGCUUGGGUGUGAGGGCAGGUUCCAAAACGAUGGAGACCAAGGCUGCUUCUUCUCUCUUUUUUGAAUAAUACUUCAUUUAGUAUUCAACAAUGACAAAGGGAAGAAAACCACAGUAGUUGCUACAUCAAUUCAUUACAGUUAACCAAUUUUAACAAUAUAUAAAUAGUAACAGAAAAAAUACACAACAUCACUUUUAACUUACGGAAGUUUUCAUAUUACACUUUUAUCUCUAUAACUCAUUGUUAACAUAUUGAAAAGAGGAAGACCAAGAAAGGAGACACACAAAAAAGAAAAAGGAAAAAGAAGGGGGGGGUGAGGGGAGGGGGGAAGGGGGGAGGGGGGAAGGAAAAGGAAAAAGAAGACAAACCAAACCAAACACAUUUGCUUCUGAUUAGACUCAUUGCAUUAUUAUUUCUACAAGUUUUUCACACGCAGUUCCAAGUUAUUGUAUUUCUUUCUUUGUUUUCGUCAGAUAUCAAAAAACAUUAUAUUUGGAGACCAAGGGCUUCUUAGUGGUGACUCCUUCUCUUUGCUUCUGCUUGCAGAGCUGAGGUGGGGACCAUCUUCGCCCUGAGCUGGCUGAUCACCUGGUACAGCCACGUCCUCGCCAAUUUCCAGCACAUCCUUCGCCUCUAUGAUUUCUUCCUGGCCUCCCACCCUCUCAUGGCAGUUUACUUUGCCGCUGCGGUAAGUCAGGCUGGAGGCACGAUGAGCAGGGGGUGCUAUGCCGCAGCAGAGGGAGGUUUCCUCUUUGGGGGGCUUCUCUUUGGUGCCCAACCCACUUUCAGAGCUUUCUUACGGCUAUUGAGUGGGGAUGUGUCUUCAUGGCUGUGGUCAAUAGUGGAGUUUAGCACUCCAAUUUAGCAUCCUGAGAGUUUAAUCUUGUAAAAAAAGCCUUUGCCAAUCUUUUUUUAAAAAUCAUUUUUAUUACGUUUUCCAUUUUAACAAUCCAAUCAAAUCACAUUAAAUAUUCCAAAUUAUACUUAUACAUGUCAAAUAAUCCAAAUAUUCUGCUGAAUUAUAAAAUUUUUAUUGGGACUUCCCAUGCUUCAAGUUCGGGGGGGCUCUGAUCAUCUCAUAUCUCUACUGCUUUUGACAGUCAUUUCUAAUAGUUCCUUUAAAUCUUCCUGUUGUUAACCUAGCCUUUGCCAGUCUAGUGCCCUCCAGAUGCUAAGAGGCAGCAUGACCGAAGUUUGUAAAAUGAUGCCUGGUAUGGGGAAGUGGACAGAAAUAAAAGUUUUUCUCCUGUUCUCAUAACACUAGAACUCGUGAACUCGGACAUCUCGUGAAACUGAUGUGGGAAUGUUCAGGGGUGCAGGAGAGGAUAUAUUGUGAGAUUAUAUCCUAAUCCAACUUGUGCUAACAAGUUCCCAAAAUAUCAGCAGAGUUUAUAACAUUCCCCUUAUAGGUUCGCAACGGUAAUGUGUGCAUAGGUUCGCUAGAACCUCUAUAAUAAUUACUCUGGUAAUUUCCCCUUUUGUUCCCUCUUAAAAUACAAGACACGACACAGUCUUUAUAAAAGUAUAAAAGAGUUUACUCACGUUCUGUAUCACAGUAGGAUCCCAGAAGGCAGACAGCUUUAAAAGGUUACAUACAUUCAGAAUCUAUCUUAUAGCAAGAUAGUCCUGUCCUCUCUUGGCUGAGAGCCAAGAGGGCAUCCUGCUUCUUCGAAAGUUGAUGGCAGAGAGCAAGAGAGAUGUCAAGAGAGAGAAUGGCUGCCUGCCCUGUGCUUUUAUCAUUUACCUGCACAGGUGAGGCCACACCCACCUCUGGUCACAUGCAGAGGAAGUCCGUCCCCAGGAAGUUUACCUGCUUGCUGGACUGACAUCCCUCCCCAUGUUCUAACAUGUACACUCUAGGAAUGUUGUCAUUGACUGCUCCUGUGUUUACAUCCCACAACUGAAUGUUGAAAGAUUCAGGACAGAUUUUUUUAAAAAAAGGCUUAUUCACACAGCACAUAGUUAAACUCUGGAACUCCCUGCCAUGUGAGGCAGGGAUGGCCACAAACCUGGAUGGCUUUAAAAGAGGAUGAGACAAAUCCAUGGAGGAGGAAAAGAGGGCUUUCAAUGGCUUCUGGCCAGGAUGGCUCUUGCUCUGCUUCCACGGCUGGAGGCAGCAGUGCUUCUGAAUCCCAUUCCUGGAAACCCCAGGAGGGGAGAGUUGCUCUGGUGCUCAUGUCCUCUUUGUGGGUUUUCCACAGGCAUCUAGUGGGCCACUGUGAGAACAGGAUGCUGGGCGAGACUGGCCACCGGCCGGACCCAGCAGAUGCUCUUCCGGUUGGCAUGCAACCAAGGAAACGGGGGCAAUUGGCAGGCCCCCAGCUGGCUCCAGCCCACCAGCCAGUGUCCUGGGCAAACUCCAGUCCUUGGAUCAUCAUGAAUCUGCGACCCGAGCUUCAGAAGCUAGAGCACGUUCUGCCCGGACACUGAGGUCCAGCGCCGAGGGCCUUCUGGCGGUUCCCUCAUUGUGAGAAGUGAGGUUACAGGGAGCCAGGCAGAGGGCCUUCUUGGCAGUGGCACCCUCCCUGUGGAACUUCCUCCCCUUCAGAUGUGAAGGAAAUAAGCAGCUAUCCUAUCUUUAAAAUACAUCUGAAGGCAGCCCUGUUCAGGGAAGUUUUUAACAUUUAACGCUGUAUUGUUUUUAAUACUUGAUUGGGAGCCGCCCAGAGUGGCUGGGGAAACUCAGCCAGAUGGGCGGGGUAUAAAUAAUGAAUUAUUAUUAUUAUAUUAUUACUCAGCAGAGUAAACGCUUCGCUGCAGAAGUGGCAGGAGAGGCUGUGUAAGCAUAUUUACAAGCAGUUUAUUCAGCAUGUCGUCGUUUAGUCGUUUAGUCGUGUCCGCCUCUUCGUGACCCCCUGGACCAGAGCACGCCAGGCACUCCUGUCUUCCACUGCCUCCUGCAGUUUGGUCAGACUCAUGCUGGUAGCUUCGAGAACACUGUCCCACCAUCUUGUCCUCUGCUGUCCCCUUCUCCUUGUGCCCUCCAUCUUUCCCAACAUCAGGGUCUUUUCCAGGGAGUCUUCUCUUCUCAUGAGGUGGCCAAAGUACUGGAGCCUCAGCUUCAGGAUCUGUCCUUCCAGUGAGCACUCAGGGCUGAUUUCCUUCAGAAUGGAGAGGUUGGAUCUUCUUGCAGUCCAUGGGACUCUCAAGAGUCUCCUCCAGCACCAGAAUUCAAAAGCAUCCAUUCUUCGGCGAUCAGCCUUCUUUAUGGUCCAGCUCUCACUUCCAUACAUCACUACUGGGGAAACCAUAGCUUGAACUAUACGUUAUUCAGCAUACAUCAGGACAAAAGGAAACAUGUCUGAUCCCCUUCGUAUCCAAAGCAAGACAGCAAAAGCAAAAGGGAAGUUCCCAGCAAGCUGUGCUGGAGUGUAAACAGACAUGUGACAUGCAACACUUCCACAUGUCUGUUCUUAAGGUAGAAUGGAAUAUCCUAACACUUCCUAGGCUCACCAGCCCCUCUGUCUCCCUUCCCUUCCCUUCCCUUCCCUUCUCUCCCACCCAUCUAGAUUGUCCUCUUCCGCGAAGAGGAGGUGCUGGCCUGUGACUGCGACAUGCCCAGCAUCCACCAGCUCCUGUCCCAGAUUCCUCAGGACCUGCCUUACGAGACCCUCAUCGCCCGUGCCCACCAGCUCUUCCAGCGUCUCCCCCACGCCCAGCUGGCCAAACAAGCAGCUCUUCAGCUCCAGAAGAGGUGAGAGGGGCCAGGACUUUGGGAGGAGGGGCAGUGGGAUCCUGGGUUCCUCCCCCAGGAGGUGUGUGCAUGCAUGGGGUGAGGUAGGGCUCUGCUUGUCUUUGCAACGUCCAUCCUCCCCUGCUUCUCCACACAGCCACUAAGGGAGAGAGGAGAUGGCUGGAAAGUUUUUUUUUAAUGCACAGAGAAUCCCAUGGAAGUCAGAGGUGAAAAGUUAGAGAGUGCACCCUGCCAGUGUGGGAAUGUGGAGGCAGGCAGAAGAGGAUACGUUGGUUAUUAAUAUCCUUCCUAACUUGUGCUAGCAAGUUCCUUUACUUAGCAGAGUUUCAUCCCCCUUUUUACACAGCAGAAAACUGGCUGCAAACUUGUGUGAGUUUCUUAAGACAAUAAGCAAUUCAAUCUGGCUUGUCCAGAUUGAAAUGUGUCCUAACAUGUUCCUGGUAAGACCCCUUUUUAAUCCCUCCUAAAAGAAUAAAGACACCACAGUCUUAUUCAUAAGUAACAAAAAGUAAGGUCACGCCCACCCACUAGUCCCAUGCAAGGAAGGAUGCUCAGGCCAGGAGGAACAGGAAGUUUCGACUGGCAAGACCAAACAUUCCCUUGCAAUGUCCGCUCUCUUCUCGCAAAAUAAGGAAUGUUGUACUUGACUGCUCCCAGUAAUAAUAAUGAUGAUAAUGAUAAUAAUAAUAAUAAUAAUAAUAAUAAUAAUAAUAAUAAUAAUAAUUUAUUAUUAUUUAUACCCUGCCCAUCUGGCUGGGUUUCCGUGGCCACCCUGGGCGGCUUCCAACAAAGUGUUAAAAUACAGUGGUCUGUUAAACAUUAAAAGCUUCCCUAAACAGGGCUGCCUUCAGAUGUCUUUUAAAAGUCUGGUAGUUGUUGUUCUCUUUGACAUCUGGUGGGAGGGCGUUCAACAAGGCGGGUGCCACUACCAAGAAGGCCCUCUGCCUGGUUCUCUGUAACUUGGCUUCUCGCAACGAGGGAACCGCCAGAAGGCCCUCAGCGCUGGACCUCAGUGUCUGGGCAGAACGAUGGGGGUGGAGACGCUCCUUCAGGUAUACUGGACCAAAGCCGUUUAGGGCUUUCAAGGUCAGCACCAACACUUUGAAUUGUGCUCGGAAACAUACUGGGAGCCAAUGUAGACCUUUCAAGACCGGUGUUAUGUGAUCUCGGCUGCCGCUCCCAGUCACCAGUCUAGCUGCUGCAUUCUUGAAUAAUUGCAGUUUCCAGGUCACCUUCAAAGGUAGCCCCACAUAGAGCACAUGGCAGUAGUCCAAGUGAGAGAUAACCAGAGCAUGCACCACUCUGGUGAGACAGUCCAUGGGCACGUAGGGUCUCAGGCUGUGUAGCAGAUGGAGCUGGUAGACAACUGCCCUGGAUACAGAACUGACCUCCGCCUCCAUGGACAGCUGCAAGUCCAAAAUGACUCCCAGGCCCACUAAGAGUGCAUGGCAGUAGUCCAAGCAAGAGAUAACUAGAGCAUGCACCACUCUGGUGAGACAGUGGAUUACAUCCCACAGCCAGGAGGUUUGUCUGUUUCCCCAACUGACCCAUUUUCUGCCCCUCUCUUUUCCACCCCUCCCAGCAUCAGCAUUGGCACUUUCUCAGCCUUCCAGCAGGCUGCUUCGUGCCAGCGCCCAGACGCCGUCCUGCGCCAGCAGCAGCAGCAACACUUAACCACCAGCAAGGCAGAGGAAGCGGGUGAACUCCUCCCUGCAGCCGAACACAGCCCUCUGGUGAAGGCCGCGGUCUGGGGCAUCUCAGCCACGCUGGGGGCCGCGGCCCUGGCCGUCACGCAGACCGCCCUGGAAUGGGCUCCCGAGUUCCUCCUGCAGCUCUUCUGA